GUCCUAACGACGGUUUGCUCAUAUGGGUUUUUGCUACUAUCGUUGUUAGCUACGGCUUAACCUGGUCAAACCUGUUUUCUCUCGUUGUUUCCUCUUCGUUUCAGUAAAAAUGAGUCCGCUGUGUGAACACUGCGGGGAGAACAUGAAGAAGAUAAAUCAACAAGUUUCUGUUAUGCGGAAAGAAAUAAAAAAUCUGAGACAGAUGUUGGACGGGGCUGUCAGAGCGCAUCGCAAACAUCUGAUGUCGAUUCAGGCUGCUGUGUCAAAGGCUGACUUUUCUGGCCACAAUAAAAAAGACUACAUAUCUUCGUUAUCAGUGCCAGACGCAUUUGAACAAGGAAACAUCCAGACUGUGCCGAUCGGUUACAUCAGCUCCUGUUUUUCCGUGAAGAACGGGACGCCCAGGCAGCCGACUAUCUGCGGCCCGUCACGGGCUCAGCUGCGAAUCCAGCAGAGCGUUUUCAACAACCCUGAGCAUGCACUGGUGGGCCUCGAGCAGUACUCGCAUGUCUGGAUUAUUUUUCUUUUCCAUAAAAACGGACAUCAGAGUUACAAAGCCAAGGUGAAACCUCCCAGGCUGAACGGUCAGAGAGUCGGAGUUUAUUCGACACGAAGUCCACACCGACCAAACUCCCUUGGACUGACACUGGCCAAGCUGGAUAAAGUUCAAGGUGACACACUGCAUCUCUCAGAUAUUGAUAUGAUUGCCGGGACUCCCGUCCUGGACAUUAAACCGUACAUCCCAGAAUACGACUCUCUCAACACGAGGGCGCAGCUGGAAUCAAACCCAGAUCUACAGACUGUGUCUGAAGAGGAGGUCAACAUCUCAAGCUUUCAUCUGGAAGACAAAACAGAUGAUGAAGAUGAGAUUCAUCACCUGAGACAGAAAUCGGAAGCAGGUGUUUGUUUAACUCCGCCACAGACGCAGUUUUUUCUACCCAAAGAAGCUGUUGGUUUGCUAAAAGAAGUGGAGUCUUAUGUAAACAAAGCAGAUCUGACACCACCUGACUGUGAGGACAACAACAAAGCGUCAGACUGUGAAAAAACCGAACCAGCAGCAGAGAUCGUGGACCGGCCCAGUUAUGGCAGUGAUUCCAGUUCAACCAUCGCCGACUGGAUCAGAGAGCCUCCGGUUUCCAGUCUGGAUGUGCGUUUCACCCCUGAAGCUCAGAAACAGCUGGAGGCGUUCCUUCCUGCACAUUCAUCUGGUAAGACAACAGAACCGUCUGAGUGCGACAGACCCAGGUUUAAGUUUCUGCGCAGUCCGGAGGAGGCCGGCGCCGCCAUCAGGGCUGUGCUGUCAGCCGACCCCAGGUCAGUUUACAGGAGAACCCGAUGCAGAGACAGACUCUUCUUCUUCUCUCUGGACACGGCGGACGUCACCUGCUGGUUUGGACAGGGGUUCGCUGAGGUUCUAGAGGUCCGACCCGUGGGACCACUUGGACCUGAAGAUCUGUGUCAGUAAAACAAUAAACUGCCUGUUAAAUUCUCCUCACUGCAGCGUCUAUGUGAAGACAAAAUUAUGGAUUUUAUUUGAUUUUUUUUCUCAUGUUAGAUGAAUAAUAAAUGGCUUGAAAAAUGUU
Messenger RNA from Gambusia affinis (western mosquitofish), 1583 nucleotides. It is a transcript of the gene trmo, whose product is annotated as tRNA methyltransferase O. The record is from RefSeq and is a predicted model, not a curated record. Lineage: Eukaryota; Metazoa; Chordata; Actinopteri; Cyprinodontiformes; Poeciliidae. The coding region runs from base 110 to 1465 and encodes 451 amino acids. The transcript has 6 exons.